AUGGCAGGGAGGGAAGGCAAGCGCGCUUUUAUUUGUAUCUCUUCGUCUUCCGAAGAAGACGACGACGGAACGGAAGACGGCGACUUUGGAGAAGAAGAAGAUGACGACGAUGGAGACGGUGACGGUGACGACGGCGGUUAUGAUGAUGAGGAGGAGGGCGACGACGACGGCGAUGAGAAAAUUGAGGAGGGCGAUGACGAGGCUCUCUGCAACAGCGUAAUCCGCUCUCUCCAAGAAGGGAGUGAUUUGGUUUCUUUAAAUCUCAAAGAGUGCAAGGCGUAUUUGCGGAGGCACGGCCUCAGAAUCUCCGGAACCAAAGCGGUUUGUAUUCAGAGAAUUGAAGAGCAUUGGAGGUUGAAGGAUGGAAAUGGGGAAGCACUGUAUCCAAGAUCAUCCUUCGUAAUUAAUUGUACAGGUGAUGUCUGUAAGGGAGAUGUCGUGCUCUUCACCCAGAAAGUUUAUGAGAAGUUUGACAAAGUGACAAGGCAUGGAAGGGUUCUAGGGAAGAGAACUGUUGCUGGCUGGGUUGUUAAAGAAAGCUAUGGUGCAGCCAAACAGCAACAUACUUUUACGGUUGAAGUGCUAUGGAGCAGGGGAAUAAAGAAGCUGUGUCCACUAUUUCCUUUGCUUGUGAAGGGUCGUAAUCUCUACAAAUUGAGAACAUUUAGACAGUGUUGGAGUAAUGAAGCUGAAAGAUCAAAAGUGCUUGCUGAGAAGCACCAACGAGGUGAAGCAGCAAGGCGUGUUAGAGCGAAUAAAAAAUCAAGGAAGUGGACUGAAAAUGGAGGUGGGAAGCGUCGGAAACAAUCACAUUCUACCAGACCAAAUCAAAUUAGAAAGAACAAUGAAUCAGAAAAGGGGAAGCAUUUUGACAGACUCCAAAGACAGACAUCCUGUGGAUCUGCAAAGCAUAAUAGUUUCUCUCAACAUCAAGCAGCCCUACCAUCAAAACAGAUGAGGAGUAAAGCCUCUCAACCUUUUAGGAGGCAUCAAAAAUCAGCAGGCCCAAAUAUUGAUAGAGUCCCCGCUCUUCAUUCUCAGUCUGUCCCUCACAUUCCUCACCAAUCUCAAGUAGAAUUUCAACACAGAAGUGCACCUUUCCAGUCUUUCGGUCAUGUCAUGGGCUCCACUUCAACCAUGUUGAGAUAUCCUGUGACAACUAAUUUUGAUACAUUUAUUGUACCUGACUCACAAUUUCAUAGGCUCAAUAACAGCAAUUGUAGCCACCAUGGUUACAUAGAUCCUGGACACAAUAUCACGAAUCAGAAUCACUUAUCUGGCGUGAAUGUCGGCAGGCCAUUUCAUCCGUAUAUUUCAGGAGCUGAGACAUAUGGGGAAUGGAGGACGGGGCACAGAUGAUUUAUGCACCUAUUAAAUUCUCAACUGUUGGAAUUAGUUUCAACUCGCAGCGUUUCAUUCGGUUCCUUAAAAUUAACAUUCUAAUGUUUGUAGAGUGAACCACGGCAUGAUAAAAUCUGGGAUUGCUGUGUGAGCGUAAGGAGUUGAAGUUUACGCGUGUUUCCUUAUACGUUGAUUUAGCAUUAUGUUUUUUCUUCAUUCCCAAAGUCUUCAAACACCCGCUUCGUGGUUGAACAAAAUUUUUCUUCAUUAUAAUUGUGCGAGUUAAUAUUGGUAGAUUGAAA
This is a messenger RNA of Pyrus x bretschneideri (Chinese white pear), 1643 nucleotides long. RefSeq names its product zinc finger CCCH domain-containing protein 62. The coding region runs from base 1 to 1359 and encodes 452 amino acids. The transcript has 10 exons. The record is from RefSeq and is a predicted model, not a curated record. Lineage: Eukaryota; Viridiplantae; Streptophyta; Magnoliopsida; Rosales; Rosaceae.